Messenger RNA from Monodelphis domestica (gray short-tailed opossum), 3189 nucleotides. Its product is annotated as nuclear body protein SP140-like protein. Gene Ontology annotation, molecular function: DNA-binding transcription factor activity, RNA polymerase II-specific; protein binding; DNA binding. Gene Ontology annotation, cellular component: nucleus. Gene Ontology annotation, biological process: regulation of transcription by RNA polymerase II. NCBI's taxonomy places the organism in Eukaryota, Metazoa, Chordata, Mammalia, Didelphimorphia, Didelphidae. The record is from RefSeq and is a predicted model, not a curated record.
GAGUUUUUCUACCCUCACAAAGUACUUUCACUUUCAUUUCCCUGAAAAACCGAGGUUUUUGGCGGAAGUGAAAAAGUCCACCGUUAUAUAGGAGUUGGGUCCAGAUCAGACCUUCACUGUUCCCCAAUAAGCUUCAGGAAGCUACAGGAUAUCAGAUCUGGAGAGAAGAUGUCUAAGAACAAUCUUCUUGAGACCUUUAAAAGGAGCAAAGUGGAAAUAGCCCAGGCAGUAACGACUGCUUUUCCUUUCCUGCCGAUACUGCGAGACUAUGCUGUCAUUUCUGAUGAAAGGUUCCAGCAAGCUGAGGAGUCCCAGAAUUCCAGACCUUUGUCCGAGGUGGUAUACAAAAUCCUCACAGAGCUGGAGAAGGAAUUCAACCCAGAGACUUUGACAGCUUUGUUCCACCAAUCCAACUUAAAGAAAUAUGUGCCAUUAGUCAAAAUCCAAAAGCGCUUCAAAGACGUGUUGUUAGGUGAACCACCUUCCAAAGUCAAUGGCGGAGCUCUAGCCCAGAUGUUCAGCUUGGAUGAGGAGGCAUCUAAUGUCAGCACUUCCCAAAGCUCCAACAAAGAUGCUGAGAAUAACAAUGUCCCCUCAAAGGUUGGGAGAAAACGAAAACCAAGAGCCCCUCGUAAGCAAGUCAGCUGGGUUAGAAAGAGAGGUCCCAGAAAGGUGCUGGGUCCAAAGGUGAAUUACCAUCUCCCUGAGCUUCCUGUGACCUGCAGGGAGGCAACAGGCACUUUACACAAGAACAAAUUCAAGAAAAGCUCCUCUGAGAAGUGCAUCCAAAUUGAAGAUGGAACUUGGCUCACUGUAUCAGAGUUUGAAAUCAAAGGUGGUCGCCGACUUUCAAAGAACUGGAAGAAGAGCAUCCUCUGUGGGGGCUACACACUCCACUACCUCAUCCAGAAAAAAAUUCUACCCAAGCCUCCAAGAAAAUAUGUCAGGAGGAAAAAGAAUGCAGCUGAACCUGGUCCUAAAAGAAGGUACAUCAGGAGAAAGGAGAAUGCAUCUGAACCUGGUCCUAAAAGAAGGUACAUCAGGAAAAAGGAGAAUGCAUCUGAACCUGGUCCUAAAAGAAGGUACAUCAGGAAAAAGGAGAAUGCAUCUGAACCUGGUCCUAAAAGAAGGUACAUCAGGAAAAAGGAGAAUGCAUCUGAACCUGGUCCUAAAAGAAGGUAUAUCAGGAGAAAGGAGAAUGCAUCUGAACCUGGUCCUAAAAGAAGGUACAUCAGGAGAAAGGAGAAUGCAUCUGAACCUGGUUCUAAAAGAACAUACAUCCGAAGAACGGAGGUAGCAGGAAAGCCACAUUCGAGCCUGUCCCAGUUAUCAGUGAGAAGUCCAGUGACAGUUUCGCUGGCCAACCGACCAAAGUAUCUGGCAAGACUCCGAGUGACAGACUGUAUCUCUGUGAAAUGCCAAAAGAGCACUGGGAUCUUGUACAAGAAAAGAUUUGCUUCAGUCUAUCGGGGAAAAUGCAUCCUGACAGAGACACAGUGGUGUACCCCAGCCGAGUUCUUGUGCCCAGACUCUGAGAUGGAUCUUGUGUCCUGGACCCACAACAUCUUCACUGGCAGUCUGUCCCUGCAGACCCUGAUCGAGAACGAGAUUUUGAAGCUUCACGCUGACAGCUGCGCCUGUACCAUCUGUAAAGGAGACUAUCCCUUUCCAGAGAAUAGUGAUGACUGUUUCGUGUGUGCAGAGGAAGGCUACCUCUUCUGCUGUGAUUCAUGUCCCAAAUCCUUCCAUGAGAACUGCCAUAUUCCCACUAUUCCAGAGAAUUGUGCAGAGUUCAUAUGCACCUUCUGCAUAAUAAAGAAGAAUAAGGCAAUGAGGGCUCAACAGAGUAUCCGCUACCAAGAGGAGUCCCAAGUUAUAAAGCAUCCGAUGAACAUUGAGCAUCAGAUGAAAUGUGAGUUUCUUCUCCUGAGAAUGUACUGUCGCAUGGAAAGUGUCCCCUUUACCAAAGAUCCAUGCCAGAUUAAGAACUAUUCCAAGCAGAUCAGAAACCCCAUGUGGCUGGACCAGGUGAAGGAACGCCUGAGUAACGAGACUUACAACAUAGUAGAGGGCUUUGUCCUGGAUGUACGCCAGAUUUUUUACAACUGCAAGAAAUUUAACAAGAACAACUAUUUUGGUCUUCUGGGAGCAAAGUUGGAGACAGAGUUUGAGAAGGAUUUCAAAGCAGUCUUUGAUAUUAAGGAAGAGGAUAAAGAGGAAAUGAACAAUCCUGGAUCCACACCCAGCUCAUCAACACAGAGCAGCAUUGAGACACAGCAGAGGACUCCCAGGAAUGAUGAAGUAUGGAGAACACCAAUGACCACCCCGAGGACCCAAGCCAUGAAAUCCAUUUUGUGGGAACAAGUCAGAAGUCAUACGGCAGAACAAUCGCUAGAGCUGCCAGCAGCUUGUUCAAGCAGUCUCUUUCCUCAAGCUGAUAUCUUAGAGGAGCCAGAUAUCUUGUAGAUGGGUGAAAAUUACAGCUACAACCAAAUCUUCAGCAAGAAGACUGUUUUCAGUUGGGAACACACCUCCCCUUGGAAUGUUGAACCAGGCUCUCAUAGGAUUCUGUGUUCCAUGUCUCUGUCAAUCAAAAUGCAGUCUGUCUUUGCUUGCUACACAAGGAGCCCAUCCAUUGGAGCCCUUAUCUUGUCAUUCUUCCAGUACGUAGCCUGGUCCCUGGUAGUCAGACCCAAAUAUCUAUACUCCACCUCAGAUAGUAAAAAAUUGACAUCAAGCAUUUACUUACUUCAGCUUUGUUUGUCUGAUUUAAAUAAGAAAGGAGCAGAUGUAGCAGGCAGAGUCUGAAAAACCCCCAUGGAGCAAAGCUCUAGGAAACACAGACCCUCAGAAAAAUGAGGCCAUAGCAAAGCUCAGCUGAAGUCAGACGUGUAGCUCACUCCUCACCUGAGGUCUCGAACCCCUCCCGCUGUAACUGAAUGUUCCUACCCAAAUCACUGAUGUAUGCAUUCCCUGGGAAUGUGGGUUACGUGGUUACAUACUGACAUAUUGAUUUACUAACCUUUAGAAAACUGUCUAGAUUUGAUGAGGGAAGCCAAAUCCAUUGUACCACCUUGGAAAUCAUUACCUUUCGUUGUGUCUGUGAAAGCUUACCUAAGCUCUCAGCUUGUUUCUGCUCUCUCUAUAAAAUGGAAAGCACAAUUAAUAAACUUUAUCAUUGGUCAGCAA